Molecule: messenger RNA, 3828 nt
Organism: Trichomycterus rosablanca
Lineage: Eukaryota; Metazoa; Chordata; Actinopteri; Siluriformes; Trichomycteridae
Gene: galnt9
Product: polypeptide N-acetylgalactosaminyltransferase 9
Exons: 13
Coding region: 348-2147 (599 amino acids)
Biological process (GO): protein O-linked glycosylation
Cellular component (GO): Golgi apparatus
Molecular function (GO): polypeptide N-acetylgalactosaminyltransferase activity
Source: RefSeq, a predicted model, not a curated record
CAGAGUAACGGUCCUCAUCUCCUCAGGUUCGGUACAGAUUUACACCGGCCCGGUUCUCUGUGUGAAAACUGCGAGCUGUUUGGGAUUUUCCUCCCGAUAUUAAGUCGAUAUGAAGGUAAAAUCUGUAUGAGUGUGAAGUGAUCGGACGUUAGGCGAGAUAAAAGAGGAUGUAACGGUUUGCUAGCGCGAAGCUCCAAUGUUGACGUUAGGGGAGACAGAAAGAUGCAGCGGUGAGCUACAAUGGAGGCUGAGGCGAAAAUCCUGAGAUGGAAAUGACCUCUCCUGCACACCUCUACAUCCAGUAACCUUAUCAUCACAAGCAGCAUCAGCCGCAUCUCAGCCUCCCAAUGGCUGCAGCACGGAGAAUCAAGACUCUGCUGACGGUGAACAUCCUGGUGUUUGUGGGGAUUGUGCUGUUCUCGGUGUACUGCAGGAUACAGGACCGGUCCGGGGAGAUCAUCCAGCUCAGACCCGCAGCACGGACCCGAACCGGGAAAGUUACCGACCCGGACCGACAGUCCAUCCUGCAGAGGCUAGAGAGACUGGAGGACGUGGUGUACAAUCAGCUAAACGGCGUGUCUAAAGCCAUCGGCCUGCUGGAGGGUCCCGGCGGUCUCGGUCAGGGGGGAGCAGCGGCCACUCUCGGAGGCGAGAGUCCUGAAGGUGGGGGGAAAUAUGAAGAGUACGGGUACAACGCUCAGCUCAGCGAGCGCAUCUCCCUGGACAGGAACAUCCCGGACUACAGGCCCAAAAAGUGCAGACUGAUGAGCUACCCGGACGAGCUGCCGCAGAUCUCGGUGGUGUUUAUAUUCGUAAACGAAGCCCUGUCGGUGAUCCUGCGCUCCGUACACAGCGUGGUGAACCACACCCCCGCUCACCUGCUGAAGGAGAUCAUCCUGGUGGACGACAACAGCGACAGCGUGGAGCUGAAGUUUAACCUGGAUCAGUACGUGAACAAACGUUAUCCUGGAUUAGUGAAGAUCGUCAGGAAUUCCAAGAGGGAGGGAUUGAUCCGGGCCCGGAUUCACGGCUGGAACGCAGCUACCGCUCCUGUCGUCGGCUUCUUCGACGCUCACGUGGAGUUUAACACGGCCUGGGCCGAACCCAUCCUGGCUCGAAUAAAAGAAGAUCACACUCGUAUAAUCCUGCCAGCUAUAGAUAACAUCAAGUACAACACCUUCGAGGUGCAGCAGUACGCCAACGCCGCUCACGGAUACAACUGGGGUCUCUGGUGCAUGUACAUCAUCCCGCCUCAGGAUUGGCUGGAUAAAGGAGACGAGACCGCCCCUAUUAGGACUCCUGCCAUGAUCGGCUGUUCGUUUGUGGUGGAUCGGGAGUAUUUUGGAGAGAUGGGGCUCCUGGAUCCAGGCAUGGAGGUGUAUGGAGGAGAGAACAUUGAACUUGGAAUGAGGGUGUGGCAGUGUGGGGGCAGUAUGGAGGUGUUGCCGUGCGCCCGGGUCGCUCAUAUCGAACGCACCAAGAAGCCGUACAACAACGACAUCGACUACUACGCCAAACGCAACGCGCUGAGAGCCGCCGAGGUCUGGAUGGACGAGUUCAAAUCCCACGUCUACAUGGCCUGGAACAUCCCCAUGAACAACCCUGGCGUGGAUUUCGGCGACGUCUCUGAGCGAGUGGCUCUGAGGAACCGACUGAAGUGUAAGAGUUUCCGCUGGUAUCUUCAGCACGUCUAUCCAGAAAUGAGGAUCUACAACGACACCAUCACGUACGGGGAGGUGAGGAACAGUAAAGCGAGCGGUUAUUGCCUGGAUCAGGGAUCAGAAGAUGAUAAUAGAGCAAUCCUCUACCCCUGUCAUGGCAUGUCGUCUCAGCUAGCGCGGUACUCCACAGAGGGGCUGCUGCAGUUAGGACCCCUGGGCUCAACCACGUUCCUGCCCGAUACCAAAUGUCUGAUCGAUGACGGGCGGGGUCGAACGCCGAGCUUGAAGAAAUGUGAGGCCGUAUCCCGAUCCUCACAGAGACUCUGGGAUUUCACGCAGAACGGGCCGAUUAUAAACAGGGACAGCGGUCGCUGUCUGGAGGUGGAAAUGUCCAAGGAUGCAAGUUUCGGGCUGCGCCUGGUCAUGCAGCGAUGUUCAGGACAGAAGUGGAUGAUACGGAACUGGAUCAAACACCCCAAACACUGAAGUAACUAAUAAACAUGCUGCAGGAGUCACCAGCUCCUCUCUGCUUCCUGAGCGACGGAUUAAACGUCAGCUGUCCGUCUGCUGACGCCACCGUGCAGUUUUGGUCGAGACUGAGACGCCCGUCUGUUGGGCGGAGGUGUUUCUGAUCAGCGGGAGGGAUGAGACGAACCACUACGGUGAUGAACCGGAGAGCAUCACUGUACAGACCUCUGCUGCUGGGGUUGAAGAUAAAUGCACCACUCCUAUAAUCUCAUACACCUUACCAACAGUUUACAUUCGAUUACAGGUCCAGACUCUACUGAGGGAAGAUUCUCCCGCUCUGCAUCUCAUCUUUGUUUUAUCUCAGUUUACAUCAGGAGAGACGUUCUACCAAAGCUGUUACGUUGGGGUUCAAAUGAACGUCCCGAUUUAGCACCCACUAUUAGGGCGCGUUCAUAUAAAAAGGGGCAAACCGUGAGCCUUGGUGCAAACCAUCGUUUUGCUGGUCUGAAUGUGCAUCAGUGUGGAAUAAGGUGCAGAUCCAGGGUUACAGCUCCACAUGUAUCUGUGUUUAUCUGGAUUCUCCUCCCUGUUUCACUUUUAAACUUGUGUUACAGCUCCAGCUUCUGAGAAAUGGUGAGAAUCAGAAUCAGCUUCUCCCAGAGUCUAAAACGCUUCUGGUUCAGAAUAAAGCUUCACGUGGUUUAAUGUAGUAAAAGAAGGAGACAGGAGCACUAAACUUCUCUUCAUUAUUACUGCUCAUAAGUUCCUCCACUAAUCACAUUCCUCACUCGCUGUUUUACUACAAUAAGUCACGCUAAGCUUCGUUCACGUUGGGACGCUCAGGUGGCGCAGCGGUAAAAAAACACAGUAGAACACCAGAGCUGGGAUCUCGAAUACAUGGUAUCGGGUCUCGGCUCUGCCUGCCGGUUGGGCUGAGCAGCCACAAGCUGGAUGGGGUCCCUCUCUUAACUAAUGCAAUUACGACCUCUGCUGGCUGAUUGAUGGCGCCUGCACAGAGAUGAGAAAAGAGUGCUGUCAGGGUGUGUCUCUCCGUACACAACGCUGAGCUGCACUGCACUCGUCAAAGAGUAGGUGAUAAGAUGCAUACGGCUGCUGCCCACGUGUCGGAGGGUGCGUGGGUUAGAUUCGUUCUCCUCAAUCAGGGCGGGGAUCGGCAUCGGUGGAGAGGAAGCGUGACGCAAUCGGGCGAUUGGACUCGGAAAAAGGGAGAAAAAGGGAGAAAAUGCUUAAACAAUAUAUGUACAGUAUAUAUUUAAAAAAAUAAGUUUUGUUCACGUUAAGCGUUGUUCGUACGGCCUGAGUCGCUUUUACCGCCUCGUAUCAAACAGUCCGUCUCACUGGAGGAGCUUUGAAAAGGUCAGCAAACCGGGUCAAAGUUUAAUCAGGUGAACAGAAAUCGCAAAAGUGCCGUCAGCGUAAUCGGUUUUGUCGCUUCUCAUGUGAACGCGCCCUUAUACCAGCGGGUACCUGGGUACGGAAAUCGUUCUCUUUGUUAAGCAGGUAGAUUCGAAUUGUUUCAGAUUGACCGUCCAGCAUGUAGGUGAUCUCACUGCACCUGAGCUACGACCCCGCCCAACAGUUUCUGAGAUAAAAAUGCACUUUUAUUUCAUUCUGAAUAAUAGAUCUAUUUAAUAUACAGUGUAUCACAAAAGUAAGUACACCCCUCACAUUUCUGCAA